Molecule: messenger RNA, 2048 nt
Organism: Dreissena polymorpha
Lineage: Eukaryota; Metazoa; Mollusca; Bivalvia; Myida; Dreissenidae
Exons: 5
Coding region: 853-1899 (348 amino acids)
Molecular function (GO): ADP binding
Source: RefSeq, a predicted model, not a curated record
CUUACAGAAACAGAAUGUUUGCUGCAACUUUGCUGCAAUUUUAAGUGUGUUCACUUCAUAUACACUUAUAUUUGUUAAUGCAACAUCAACAUACUAAAACAAUAUACCGGAAAGAGGAAAAUAAUGCAUUUGAAUAUGCACCGUACUUUCGUUUUGAUAACUGACGACAGAAAUAAUUCGAUUAACGAUGUGAAUCUAAAUCUAAAUCUAGUUUUAGUGCAGAUUCGUUCAUACGACACAAAAGGCACAAUUUUGUUUUACGGAUCAUUUCGGCUUACAGGACUGGAUGUGCAAAAAGGCAAGAUUAAUUUUACAAAUUGACGAAGAACUUGUUUUUGUGAACGUAAUGUUAACACAAGCCAUGACUCACUUGAAUUAAAAGGCAGAAAAUUACUCCAAAGAAUUCAACAUGAGAUAAUGAUUAGCUGAAAUACAACGGGGAUAAAUACUCUAAAAAAUUUAAAGAAAGAGGAUUACUAUUUUAAAUUUGAAAACUAAAUGCAUCAUUAUAAUUCAAAUGGAGAUAAUUACUAGUUGGAAUUCAAAGGGAGAUAAAAAAAAAGCGCUGGUCUCGGUGAAACAUUAUAAUGCAUAAGAGACUAAUGACGGUGUAGAAUUCACAGGAAGAAAAUGGAUAUUUAGAAUUCUAAUCAAAAAAAUAUAUGGCUUAUUCCGUUACCGACAAUAUAUACGGUUCGUUAACAAUUACUUAAGAUAAUUUAUUAAUACUGUUCCACCUUAAUUAACACCGCGGUAAGAUUAAGUAUGCAUGAAAGAAAACUGUGAUAAGCAGGUCGUUUUGCGUUUUCUUCUGUAUCAAAUCAAAACAACAGUUUAGCAAUUGUUCUCGGAAUGGAAACCUACUUUGAGGGCCGGUUCGUCGGUCGGAAAGAUGAACUCCGCGAUUUACAAGCUGCUUGGUACAAAAAACUAAAACUGUUCGGAAUUUUCGGGAUGCGAUCUGUUGGUACAUCAAGGCUAGCGAAGGAGUUCCUGGUUAGUGUCUCGGAUCAAUAUGAUGAGCUAGUCUACGUAAACUUAAAGGAGACCAACGACAUAUCCGGGAUGUACGUCAAUAUAUGCGCCCAGAUGGCUAUUGCUGUUGAAUCGCACCCAAACGAUGUAAAGUCGUGGGAAAGCAUGCUGGUCUAUACUGUUUCCACGAGAACAAAGAAAUACGUAUUCUUUUUUGACAACGGCGAAUACUUUAUUGAAAAUGCAAACACACACGACCCUCUACAACAUCUCUGUAUUGCCCUAAUAAAACAGAACAAUGUCAACGUAAUCUUGACUUCUACAACAAAGUUUCAGCUGGAAAGAUUGCGGCAUAUCUACCAUGUUUGUGAGCUGCAACCGCUAAAGCCAACAGAAACAUCGGAGUUACUUAGAGCCGAAGCGCCUGGGUUGGAUUAUGGCGAAUACAUGGACCCUAUUGUCGAACUAAGUGAAGGGUUGCCGCUUCUAAUCCUCAUGAUAACGUCAGAGCUUCGGGGUGACGGAGGCAUUUUGACGCCGAAGGACAUGACGCAACUGCUAACGGAAUAUAGACUGAAGGUUCUUAGUCGAGAGUUUUACCCCGAGGAGGAAAGAGUUGCUGACGUUUACCGGCUGUUUAUCAAUCGUCUGAGCCCCGUGCUGCAGAGACGGUUCUCGGAGUUGGAUUAUAUCCCAGGCACGUUCACGGCAGAAGAGGCCAGAUCGCUACUCGAUUACCCUACUGAAGCAGUGGUGAAGGACCAAGUGCUGGUCCCUAAACUUAGGCGUCACUUCAUUACCUAUGAUCCCGCAAAUAGGCGCUUCAACAUACAGGGAAUCUUACGGGAGAGUCUUAAGACGUUUUUCGCUUUGCGGCACAUUCCAGUAACCAGGCCCAACAGACAGUGUCAGCAAGCCGUAUAAAAAAAAGUUCCAAACAUUUUCAGAAAUCCGCAAGCGUUUUUGCCAAACAUUUACCGAGGUAAUGACGAGCAUAUCUCGACGUUUUACGUCGCAGGAAUAUGCGAGCGCCUUGGUGGACUUUGCGUUUGAGCAACCGAACUUGCAGAAGC